GGAAUAUAUCCAGAAUCAGCUAUUUAAAGCGACUACAAAGCAUUUAUUACUCUUGUUGCUAUCAGAAUCCACCAGAGGCUCCCUUUUCAACCCAAAUUUAUUCUAUUCAAUUACUGUCCGCUCCAGGUUCCAGUCCUUGAUAUCUCCGUUCAAACCUCUUCCUUACAUCUAUUGACACCGGUUGUCUUUGCUUAAAGUUAUCCCCAAAUCCAAUAUAUUCCAUCUCUAGUCGUCAAGUAAUGGAAACUUCUGCCUCCGUGGAAAUACCCACAGUGACGAUUUCCUCCAUGGAAAUUCCUGUGUCUAGUAUCCCCACCAAACGGGCACGUUCACGUUCCAAUUCUGUUUCCUCCGUCACAUCCACCGCGAGCAACCGAACACUCAACUCGACCACUACAACUGGCUCCUCCAGGCCGAAGAAUCUCUAUUGUGACUUUCCCGACUGCAACAAAGCGUACUCCCGUCCGUCUCUCCUCACCCAGCACCAACGCUCCCACUCGGGCGACCGGCCCUUCCAAUGCACCCACUGCGAUAAGUCAUUUCUCCGGAACUCUCACCUCCAGGCACACCUCGUGUCCCAUAGCCAGGACAAACCCUUCCACUGCUCACUAUGCGGGAAAGGUGUGAACUCGCGCCAACAUUUGAAGAGACAUGAGAUCACCCACACCAAAACCUUCGAAUGCACUUACGACACAUGCAAAGAGGUCUUCUACAAGCAGCAAACAUUGCGACACCACAUCAACACGGUCCACGAGCCCGAUCGCUUGACGUGCGAUGCGUGUGGCAAAGUGUUUAACCGGCCAUACCGCUUGGCCACCCACAAACAAACCAAACACGGCGCCUCGCCUGCAUACCAGUGCACGCAGCCGGGCUGUUUCCAGAGCUUCAAGACGUGGUCCGCAGUAAACUUCCACGUCAGAACCGCCCAUCCCAAGUUGACCUGUUCCAAGUGUGGGAAGAAGUGCAUCGGGAUCCAGGGCUUGCAAAUGCACAUGAUGGUGCACGAUGAGGAAAAGGUGAUCAAAUUGUGGAAGUGCGAAUACUGUGUGGAGAGUUUUCUCAACAAGAAACUACUUUUCUCGCAUUAUGAUGAAGUUCACGACGGGAAUGUCCCAGCAGAACUUUUGAGCAAGAAAGGUGAUAGUGACGAUGAAACCCCGGCGUUAAGCCACGCGCUGCUUCAGGAAGCAGGCAAAGCAACACAACCUUUGGCGGAGGCUUUGGAGUCCGUGAAUCCACUGCUGGAAUCGCCAGAACCACCGCGGAAGCAAACUGCCCGCUCUAGUUCUCCGUUAUCCACGUCUUCGGUGACGUCUGUGAUGGACCUUAUUGCCGGUAACGUCGCCUUGGGGAGCCAGACUGGGAUUAUUACCUGUCCUAAGCAGAGCUGCGAUCGAUUGUUUCGCCGGGAGUACGAUUUGAAACGCCAUUUGAAAUGGCACGACGAGCAGUUGGUCAAGGUGGAGCGGUAUCUCAGUGGCUUGCCCGUCUCCUCUCGCGUAGAGGAGCAGUCCACAGAGCACGAUUUGAGCAUGAUCAUCGGCGAAGAUCAGAUUUCUACGCCAGGAUUUGUGCAGGCCUCGGAAAUGGCAGUAGAAGAAGUAUCCCAGGGGGGUGAAUCCCCGGAUGACUUUGACGAUGCUUCUUUUAACGAUAUUCUAGCCGAGGAACUCGCAAGGACGCCGUGAUCGUUCUUUUGCUAGCAUAAUCCAGCUGAUCAGGAGAUCGCGAAUGUGUAUAUAAAUGUCGGGUGAUGGUGGAAUUGAGGGCUUAACUUAAUAGUGGUACAAUGGGUAGCUCAACAUUAACGCUAUUGAGGAGGUAUUUUGCAAAUUGAAGGUUUAUAACUUCAAGGGCCCUCGCUUCAGAACUCACUCAAUCUGACGAUUUGUAUACUGUCUUGGAAAUGAUUGGGAUAAAAAUACCAGGCAAUUGAUUUAUUUUCCGUUAGCCUAUUGAAAGUACUAUUAUGGACAACCGAUCGACAUAGCUAAUCCACUUGGUAAACGACACUGCGCAUAAUUUCCUGUAGAUUAUUUGCCAGUUGUCUGCAUCAGGAGGGUGUCAUAUUACAGCCGUAUAUCAAGAAUGCCUAUAGUUAAGUAC
Molecule: messenger RNA, 2106 nt
Organism: Babjeviella inositovora NRRL Y-12698
Lineage: Eukaryota; Fungi; Ascomycota; Pichiomycetes; Serinales
Gene: PZF1
Product: Pzf1p
Exons: 1
Coding region: 240-1688 (482 amino acids)
Biological process (GO): regulation of transcription by RNA polymerase II
Cellular component (GO): nucleus
Source: RefSeq, a predicted model, not a curated record